Populus euphratica (Euphrates poplar) is the source of this 853-nucleotide messenger RNA. RefSeq names its product ubiquitin-conjugating enzyme E2 variant 1D. NCBI's taxonomy places the organism in Eukaryota, Viridiplantae, Streptophyta, Magnoliopsida, Malpighiales, Salicaceae. The transcript has 4 exons. The coding region runs from base 145 to 585 and encodes 146 amino acids. The record is from RefSeq and is a predicted model, not a curated record.
UUAUUCUCCACUUUGCCAAGUCGAUUCAUUGUUCCCAAGAUUCUUCUCUCUAUCUCUGACUCCUCGCUCUCUCUUAUUCUUUCUUCCAUUUCAACCAGAUCUCAUCAACACCGACAAACAGGAGCCUCAAUAGUGAAACAAUCCAUGACGUUUGGCUCAGGAGGAUCGAGUGUCGUGGUCCCUCGGAACUUCAGAUUGCUGGAGGAACUUGAACGUGGAGAAAAAGGCAUUGGAGAUGGCACAGUAAGCUAUGGAAUGGAUGAUGGAGAUGACAUUUACAUGCGCUCUUGGACUGGCACUAUAAUUGGUCCUCACAAUACUGUACAUGAAGGUCGAAUUUAUCAGUUAAAGCUCUUCUGUGAUAAAGAUUACCCGGAGAAACCACCAAGUGUUCGCUUUCAUUCACGGAUCAAUAUGACUUGUGUUAACCAUGAAACUGGAGUGGUGGAACCAAAAAAGUUCGGACUUCUUGCAAAUUGGCAGCGAGAGUACACCAUGGAGGACAUACUGACACAGCUGAAGAAGGAGAUGGCAAUACCACACAACCGUAAGCUGGUCCAGCCUCCUGAGGGUACCUACUUCUAGCUUCCGAGGUCAUAUAGAUAAUGGAGCAUAUUGUUUUUGCAAUGUGCAAUAUGUAGUUUAUAAUCCAGUGUUGGUCUCUGGGGAAUGCCCUCAAAAAGUUUCUCCAGUUACCUUUUCAUGGCUUCGUUGACAUUUUGUCUGUCUUAUUUCAUGGAACUGUAUUAAGGGAUGCUGUUUGAUUAAUGGGAUUUAUCAGUGUGUCAAAUAUUUAAAAACACCCAUCAAGCAGUAAUUUAGUUUUAGCAUCAUGAGCAUAUACUUUAUGGUC